CCCCGCGCCGCCGCCGCCGCUGCCAUGGCGGUGCGGAGCUGCAGCGCUUGGCGGCGGCUGCUGCUGCUCCUGCUCCUGGCCGGCUCCGCCGCCAGUCCGGCGGAGGAGGGCGGCGGGCGGCGGGAGGCGGGCGGCGGGGAGCACGGCGAGGAGGCGGCGCAGCCUCACCACGACUCCUCGUACGGCACCUUCGCAAGCGAGUUCUACGACCUGCGCUACCUCUCCGAGGAGGGUUACCCUUUCCCUACUGCUCCUCCUGUGGAUCCAUUUGCAAAAAUCAGAGUGGAUGACUGUGGGAAAACCAAGGGAUGCUUCAGGUAUGGUAAACCUGGAUGCAAUGCAGAGACUUGUGACUACUUUCUGAGUUACCGUAGAAUAGGAGCCGAUGUUGAAUUUGAGUUGAGUGCUGAUACUGAGGGCUGGGUGGCAGUUGGAUUUUCCUCAGACAAGAAAAUGGGAGGAGAUGAUGUCAUGGCUUGUGUUCAUGAUGACAAUGGGAGAGUUCGAAUACAGCACUUCUACAACGUGGGUCAGUGGGCUAAAGAGAUCCAGAGGAAUCCUGCUAGAGAUGAAGAAGGGGUUUUUGAAAACAAUCGUGUGACCUGUCGAUUCAAGCGCCCCGUGUAUGUGCCCCGAGAGGAAACCAUUGUAGAUCUCCACUUGAGUUGGUACUACCUGUUUGCUUGGGGUCCAGCAAUUCAGGGUUCUAUAACUCGUCAUGAUAUAGACUCACCACCUGUAUCAGAGCAUGUUGUCAGUAUUUACAAGUAUGAAGAUAUUUUCAUGCCAUCAGCUGCCUAUCAGACCUUCUCUUCUCCAUUCUGCUUGCUCCUCAUUGUCGCACUGACCUUCUAUUUAUUGAUGGGAACUCCAUGAGCCAUGGAAGAUGGCAGGAAUCUGUCAGUGGAAGUUUCUCAGGAUGGACUCUUGUGUGGAUGGACGAUGCAUUUUUCUACUGGAAUUUAUAUCACACCACCAUCUUCAUCUAGCUGCUUUUGAAUAUAAUUAGCCUCUCAGGAGAAGGAAGUAACCAUCUCCUCUGAGUGGCAGAGUAGUGGGAAAUCAUUUGAGAAUAAUCAGUGAACACAUAGGAGAAUAUUUUCCGUGUUGUGACCACUUGUAUAAAGACAAGGAGACUUUUGUAAAGUCGGUGUGCGUGCGUGCAUGUGAGUGUGUGUGUGUGUGUGUUUGAGAGGAGAGUGAGAUCUAUGUGUGCUUAGGCAAAGUUAGUGAUGGACAUCUUAUCAAAGUUGCCUUUGAAAUUGCUCCCACAAUGCAAAUUUGGAAAACAUUACAGUGCUGUUUGGUGCUUCUGGAGCAGACAGCACACCUCCAAGUGCAGUUUCUGAACUUAAGAUCUGGAUACUGACACAGUAGGGUAAAACCUGUCCUUCAUUAAUGGACAGUGCUCCGGGUUGGAUUGUAUGUUUAUCAAGCUUUGCUUGCUCUGGUACUUUCCAAACCUAAACUUGCAUAUAUGGGAAAAAACAGAUGUAAAGCUACAUAAUAGACAAGUUCCCAACAAGCCAUAGGAUGUCCUCCAAAUAGAUUUAAUCUUUUGGUUUUUUCCUCUAUGAA
Messenger RNA from Dryobates pubescens (Downy woodpecker), 1578 nucleotides. It is a transcript of the gene FRRS1L, whose product is annotated as ferric chelate reductase 1 like. NCBI's taxonomy places the organism in Eukaryota, Metazoa, Chordata, Aves, Piciformes, Picidae. The transcript is spliced from 5 exons. Bases 25 to 876 code for a protein of 283 amino acids. Gene Ontology annotation, biological process: regulation of glutamate receptor signaling pathway. The record is from RefSeq and is a predicted model, not a curated record.